Messenger RNA from Daphnia magna, 1070 nucleotides. RefSeq lists its product as uncharacterized. The transcript has 4 exons. Gene Ontology annotation, molecular function: protein binding. Lineage: Eukaryota; Metazoa; Arthropoda; Branchiopoda; Diplostraca; Daphniidae. The record is from RefSeq and is a predicted model, not a curated record. The coding region runs from base 386 to 985 and encodes 199 amino acids.
UUGGGAUGGGCCAUGUCGUUCGAGAGUAGACAUCGCCCGACUUCAAUGGCUCAAUCCGCCUACGAUAUUCGUUCGUAUUAGUAUCCUGGCUUUGACGUGGCUUGGCUGUUCAACCGGAACAGUCCUUUCCUCGGAGAAAGAAUUACAGCAAUUACGCGAAAACUAUGUACAACUCAAAGAAACUGUAGACAUCAAAAUAGCUCAACUUGAAUUCAAAUGUAAGCAGCUUGAAGAAAAAGAUGCCCAGCUCGAGGAAGAAAUCAGACUAAAAGAUCAGCAACUUAAAGAACUUCUAAGUUACAACGCUCGCAAUGCUCCAGAAGGAGCUGCUACGGACCUCAGAGCUGUCGGAAGUAACGCCAAUUUAAGACAAGGAACAACAAGAAUGCCCACUUCCUGCUUGGAUUUAAAAGCGGCGGGCUUUUAUUUAAAUGGAAUUUAUCCGGUUGUUGGAGCCCAACACAUUGAGCUAGUUCACUGUGAUUUUUCCAAGUUGACCUUCGAUCCUAGUUUCCAGAAAUGGAUCGGAUUCGCCGACGUUAAAUCGGCGCCAACCUACUUCCACGUCCAGAGAAUCACUAGGGAUGCAUUCAAACAAUCAAAUACAACGGUUUUGUUCAAUGUUGAACACUUGAACGUCGGGGGAGCCAUGGAUGUGAAGACAGGCAUAUUCACGGCACCUCGGGCGGGGAAAUAUUUCUUUUCCAUCACUGGACUUGCGUGGUUCCCAGUGUCUUCAUAUCGACGUAUUUUCUACAUCGGAUUGUACAAGAACAGCAAUCAAAUAGCGAUGGCUCACGCCGGUGAGGCCGGCACCUUAGGCCAAUGGGGACCGUUUUCUUCGCUAUCUACGCAAAAUCUACAAAAGGGCGAUCAGCUUUCCGUGGAGAUAUACAGAAUUUCGCCAGAUGUCUACUUGAACGGCAACGGUUUUGUUUAUUUCACUGGCUGGCUUAUGGAGGAAGAAGUUGUCUUGUCGCUGUAAAUAACGUCCUACUGGUCGUUAAAAUCUAAUGUAAGAUUCCUAUUCGAGUCAAUAAAUUGGCACAACAUAAAUAUUGAGAACGAUA